Nannospalax galili (Upper Galilee mountains blind mole rat) is the source of this 3492-nucleotide messenger RNA. It is a transcript of the gene Dnm2, whose product is annotated as dynamin 2. The record is from RefSeq and is a predicted model, not a curated record. Bases 196 to 2808 code for a protein of 870 amino acids. Lineage: Eukaryota; Metazoa; Chordata; Mammalia; Rodentia; Spalacidae. The transcript has 21 exons. Gene Ontology annotation, molecular function: GTPase activity; GTP binding; microtubule binding. Gene Ontology annotation, cellular component: membrane; microtubule; cytoplasm.
GAGGUCGCUCGGGUCGGGUGUCGCCUGAGAACCGGAUGAGGCGGCGACUGUGAGGCCGAGCCGGGUCCUGGGCGUCGUUCCUGAGGGGAACCUGGGCCGGGUGAGCUGAGCCUAGCGGGAAGAAGCCACGGCCGCAGUCUCCUCCGAGCCCGGGCAGUGGUUGCCAGGGAAGCGGCGGGCUAGGCGGCCGGCGCCAUGGGCAACCGCGGGAUGGAAGAGCUCAUCCCACUGGUCAACAAGCUGCAGGACGCCUUCAGCUCCAUUGGCCAGAGCUGCCACCUGGACCUGCCGCAGAUCGCCGUGGUGGGCGGCCAGAGCGCGGGCAAGAGCUCUGUGCUGGAGAACUUCGUGGGCCGGGACUUCCUUCCCCGAGGGUCAGGGAUUGUCACCCGGAGGCCUCUCAUCCUGCAGCUCAUCUUCUCAAAAACAGAAUAUGCGGAGUUUUUGCACUGUAAGUCCAAAAAGUUUACAGACUUUGAUGAAGUCCGGCAGGAGAUCGAAGCAGAGACCGACCGGGUUACGGGGACCAACAAAGGCAUCUCCCCGGUGCCCAUCAACCUUCGGGUGUACUCACCACACGUGUUGAACCUGACCCUCAUUGACCUCCCGGGCAUCACCAAGGUUCCAGUGGGAGACCAGCCACCAGAUAUUGAGUACCAGAUCAAAGACAUGAUCCUGCAGUUCAUCAGCCGAGAAAGCAGCCUUAUCCUUGCUGUCACACCUGCCAACAUGGACUUGGCCAACUCAGAUGCCCUCAAGCUGGCCAAGGAAGUGGACCCCCAAGGCCUGCGAACCAUCGGUGUCAUCACCAAGCUGGACCUGAUGGAUGAAGGCACAGAUGCCAGGGAUGUUCUAGAAAAUAAACUGCUGCCCUUGAGAAGAGGUUAUAUUGGUGUGGUCAACCGCAGCCAGAAAGACAUUGAAGGUAAAAAGGACAUCAGGGCAGCACUGGCAGCUGAGAGGAAAUUCUUCCUUUCCCACCCGGCCUAUCGGCACAUGGCGGACCGCAUGGGCACCCCUCACCUCCAGAAGACCCUCAAUCAGCAACUGACCAACCACAUCCGAGAGUCCCUGCCAACCCUGCGAAGCAAGCUGCAGAGCCAGCUACUGUCCUUGGAGAAGGAAGUAGAGGAGUACAAGAACUUCCGGCCCGAUGACCCUACACGCAAGACCAAAGCCCUGUUGCAGAUGGUCCAACAAUUUGGAGUGGACUUUGAGAAACGAAUUGAGGGCUCUGGAGACCAAGUGGACACACUGGAACUGUCUGGGGGUGCCAGGAUCAAUCGCAUCUUUCAUGAGCGCUUUCCCUUUGAGCUAGUGAAGAUGGAGUUUGAUGAGAAAGAUUUACGCCGAGAGAUCAGCUAUGCCAUUAAGAAUAUCCACGGAGUCAGGACGGGGCUCUUCACCCCUGACAUGGCCUUUGAAGCCAUUGUGAAAAAACAGCUUGUAAAACUCAAAGAGCCGAGUUUGAAGUGUGUUGACCUCGUGGUCUCAGAGCUGGCCACAGUCAUUAAAAAGUGUGGUGAGAAGCUCAGCUCCUACCCUCGAUUGCGAGAGGAGACAGAGCGAAUUGUCACCACGUACAUCAGAGAACGAGAAGGGAGAACCAAGGACCAGAUUCUUCUCUUGAUUGACAUUGAACAGUCCUACAUCAACACAAACCACGAAGACUUCAUUGGAUUUGCCAAUGCCCAGCAGAGGAGCACACAGCUAAACAAGAAGAGAGCCAUUCCCAAUCAGGGGGAGAUCUUGGUGAUCCGCAGGGGCUGGUUGACCAUCAAUAACAUCAGCUUGAUGAAGGGUGGCUCCAAGGAAUACUGGUUUGUGCUGACAGCAGAGUCGCUGUCUUGGUACAAGGAUGAGGAGGAAAAAGAAAAGAAAUACAUGCUGCCGCUGGACAACCUCAAGAUCCGAGACGUGGAGAAGGGCUUCAUGUCAAACAAGCAUGUGUUCGCCAUCUUCAACACAGAGCAGAGAAAUGUCUACAAGGACCUACGACAGAUUGAGCUGGCCUGUGACUCCCAGGAGGACGUGGACAGCUGGAAGGCCUCGUUCCUCCGAGCUGGGGUCUACCCAGAGAAGGACCAGACAGAGAACGAGGAUGGGGUGCAGGAAAACACCUUCUCCAUGGACCCACAGCUGGAACGGCAGGUGGAAACCAUCCGAAACCUUGUGGACUCCUACGUAGCCAUCAUCAACAAAUCCAUCCGAGACCUCAUGCCCAAGACCAUCAUGCACCUCAUGAUCAACAAUACAAAAGCCUUCAUCCACCAUGAGCUGCUAGCCUACCUGUACUCCUCAUCAGACCAGAGCAGUCUUAUGGAAGAGUCUGCGGAGCAGGCCCAGCGGCGGGACGACAUGCUGCGCAUGUAUCAUGCACUCAAAGAGGCACUCAACAUCAUCGGGGACAUCAGCACCAGUACGGUGUCCACGCCUGUGCCCCCACCAGUUGAUGACACUUGGCUCCAAAAUACCAGCAGCCACAGCCCCACUCCACAACGCAGACCUGUGUCCAGUGCACACCCUCCUGGCCGGCCUCCUGCAGUGCGGGGCCCCACACCAGGGCCUCCCCUGAUUCCUCUGCCUGUGGGGGCUGCAGCCUCCUUCUCAGCGCCCCCCAUCCCAUCCCGGCCUGGACCCCAGAGUGUGUUUGCCAACAAUGACCCCUUCUCAGCCCCGCCACAGAUCCCAUCUCGGCCAGCUCGGAUCCCUCCUGGCAUUCCCCCAGGAGUUCCCAGCAGGAGACCCCCCGCUGCACCCAGCCGGCCCACCAUUAUCCGCCCAGCUGAGCCCUCCCUACUAGACUAGGCCACCUGGGGGCAUGUUCUCUGGGGGCCUUGUGUACUCGCAGUGCAGGAGCUUCCUGUGGUCUGGGCCCCUCUGCCCCCAAACGGGACCAGGCUCCCUGUGGACAAACCCUGCCCCUUCCCUCCUAUCCCUGGCAGACACCACUGAAGGGGCCUGGGAACCACAGCAUAUGGGCGCUUUGCACUUUGGAACAUGGGGUUUCUGGUUGGGAGAGUGGUAAUGGCACCCUGGGACCAUAUGGAAAGAUCCAGGCUGGGGUGGGGAGGGACCCUGGCAGGGACUUCACCAAGAACUUUGCAGAAGCCAGAACCCCCAAAGGCCUGUCUGUAAGCCUUUGGCCCUUCUUAGGGUGUAAGGGACUGCCCACUCUUCUAGAGGCUCCUCAGGAGCAAGCCAGGCCCAGUGGGCCCCACGCUGGCAGCCCCCUGGCUUGAGUUGUACAUACUUCUUUGGCCAUAUUAACCGUACAUCCUGAGCCGGACCCAACCUUGGCCAGAGGUGCCUUCAUCAGGCUGGAGUUAUUCAGUUCCACUAGGCCUCACGCUCUUCUCAGUCCUCUGGAACAGGGUGGGCCUUGGUGCCUCUCUGUGACCUUGUUCCUGCCUUGCUCAGUUUGACCACUGUAAGUGCCUGCACACUGUAUAUCCUAUUAAUAAACUAAAAUAAAGGGAAGAGCCUCUGAUA